AUGGCUCGCUAUCAACCCAUCGACCAGGAGCUACUGGCUUCGACGCCGCUCAAGCUCGACUCUAAGCUCGACUCUGAGUACCCCGACGAAAAGGCUUGCUUGGCUCCUAGCGAACCCACUGACAGCAAGAACAGAAAAUUCAUAGACGUCGAACUCAAGCUCUGCGGAAUCGAGCUGAGACUGAGCGUUCCCGGUCUCCAAUUCUUCUUCAUCUCGUGGUUGGUCUUCGGAUAUUACUUCGGUCUUCUCGACCAGUUCAAGCUGCCCGACCUGAGCAGCGGGUUUGCUGCUAUUCGACCCCACCCUCACCCCGUCCAGCAGGUGCAGGGCUAUUCUGACCUGCUGCACAGCUCCAACUUCCUCUCCUCCCACGCGGUCGUCUCGGCGAGUGGCUCCAGCAAAGACGGUCCGGAAGCAAGAUGGAAAAAGUGGUUCGCCAAACUCGAGUCCGACUUUCUCGCCGUCCCCACCGCCGACGGUGCACGUGAUGCUCUCAAGCGAUACACCAACGUGAGCCAUGUCGCUGGCUCCAAGGGAGACUACAAUUCCGCGCUACAGAUCCUGCAGGAGUGGGGAAACCUCGUCGGCGCACCUCUCACCGACGACCUCAAGGACCUCGUCUUCGACGCCGGGUCCAGUCAAAGUCAGGCUUACCUCACAGGUGCUAAAGGCAAAGACAGUGUUCGAGCAUGGACCGACACCUACGCCGUCUGGCUGAACUACCCUAUCAACUCGUCCCUCACCCUGGCAAAGCCCGAUCAGCUCGACAAGCCGUACUGGACCGCCAAGCUCCAAGAGGAUGUGUUGGAUGCCGAUCCUACCAGUUCGCGCGGUGUGCCUCUGUUCCACGGGUACUCUGCCUCCGGUAGCGUCUCUGGCCAGGUCGUGUUUGCCGGCAUGGGUCGCAAACAGGAUUUCGCCGAUCUGGCCGCAAAGGGCAUCGAUGUCAAGGGUAAGAUCGUGCUCGUCGAUUACGGAUCCAACUUCCGUGGGCUGAAAGUUCGCGCUGCGCAGGAAGCAGGUGCCGUCGGCGUGAUCAUCUACACCGACACGAUUGAAGAUGGCGAGAUCACCGAAGCAAACGGACACAAGGCUUAUCCCGAAGGUCCUGCUAGGAACCCUUCCGCGGUGCAACGUGGUUCCGUCCAGGGACUGUCGUUCUACCCCGGUGAUCCUUCCACCCCUGGCAAGCCUUCCUACCGCAACGCAACUCGAUUGGAGCCGGAAGAAGCCGAUUCCCUGCCCAAGAUCCCGUCUCUGCCGCUGUCGUACUCGGAAGCCAAGGUGCUGCUCGAAUCCAUCAAAGGCAAAGGCGUCAAAGCCACCGACGUCAACAACCGUCUGGCUGGAGCCAUCGACGGCGUCGAAUACUGGACUGGGCCCUCGGACGACAUUGUCCACCUGGAAAACUUUGUCGACCUUCAGGUUCGCGAUAUCUGGAACACGUACGCCGUGCUUCCGGGACACAUCAAGGACGAGGUCGUCGUGUUGGGGAACCACCGUGACGCUUGGACGUUCGGUGCUGCUGAUCCGAAUUCGGGCACGGCUGCAUUCCACGAAGCCAUCAAGGGUCUCGGUGAGCUUUACAAGAAGGGGUGGAAGCCGAUGAGGACGAUCGUGUUUGCGUCGUGGGAUGCCGAAGAGUACGGGUUGGUUGGGUCGACCGAGUUCGGCGAGGAUUAUGCCGAGUGGAUCCGGGAUCGCGUUGUUGCAUACCACAAUGUGGAUGUCUCCGUAUCGGGAUCGGUACUGCAAGCUUCGAGUUCGCCUUCCUUGUCGCGAUUCGUCGAGACCGCCGCUGCCAAGGUCGACGACCCCAACAACUCGUCAUCCAAGAUCCAGCUCGACGCAUUCCACCCGCUCGGCUCGGGUUCGGACUACACCGUGUUCCUGCAACACCUCGGCAUCGCCUCAACCGACCUGGGCUUCAAACGCUCCGCCACCGAUCCAGUGUACAUGUACCACUCCAACUAUGACAGCUUCUACUGGAUGGACAACUUUGGCGACCCGGGAUUCAAACGUCACGAGGCGGCUGCCAAGAUCAUCGGGUUGAUGGCGAUCGAGUCGUCCACCGAGCUGUUCGCUCCGAUCGAUGUGGGGGACUACGCAAAGGAGUUGAGCAGGUACGUGGGCAAGAUCGAGGUGCUUGCUGAGAAAAAAUUGGGCAUCCCUCGUGGGGCAGGUGCCAAGCAUCCCCAGUGGUUGAGGAAGUUGAGGCAUUCGGUGCACAAACUCGGUGCGGGCGCAAGACACUUUGAGCGCAGAAAGACGCACCUCCAGCACGAACUGGUCAAGUUGGCCGAGAAGAGCGGACACGGCCACAAGGGCAAGGGCAAGUGGGAAAAGCAAAUUCGGAAAGUGCUGGCAGAGAUUCGUGCGGUCAACAAGCAGCUGCAGACGUUCGAACAGGGGUUCAUCUCGAAGCAAGGUCUGAAGGGUCGAGAGUGGUACAAGCAUCUGGGCACGGCUCCUGGCAGGUGGUUGGGGUAUGGAGCGACGACGCUGCCCGGUGUGACCGAGGCGAUCACCUUGGACAAGGGUGAGGGCUUGGAGGGCGAGGUGGAGCGAUUGGUGGGUCACAUUGACGGGUUGGUUCGACACUUGCACAAGCCUUGA
This is a messenger RNA of Pseudozyma hubeiensis SY62, 2616 nucleotides long. RefSeq names its product glutamate carboxypeptidase. The record is from RefSeq and is a predicted model, not a curated record. The transcript has a single exon. Gene Ontology annotation, molecular function: carboxypeptidase activity. The coding region runs from base 1 to 2616 and encodes 871 amino acids. Lineage: Eukaryota; Fungi; Basidiomycota; Ustilaginomycetes; Ustilaginales; Ustilaginaceae.